AUGAAGUUCUCCGCCCGCGUCCAAGUCCUUCUCUUGCUUGGGGCGCUGCAGACCCUCGUCUCCGCGACCGCGGCCCCCCAAGUCGACUCCGUCACGGUCGAGCGCUCCCUCGAAUCCGUCCCCUCGACCGAACUCGUCGAAAAGCGCACCUUUCUCGUCGGAGCCGACCCCGCGAGUGCCGUCCUCGCAACGGCCGGUGGAGUGGUCGGCACCGCCCUCAACACCGCCGGUAAUAUCGUCAAUGGCGUCCUCGGUGGUGUGCUCGGUGGUCCAACCGUCGUCGGCCCCAGCGUCAACAUCGAUGCGAAUGCGGGUGCUUAUGUGGGUGGAGGUCCGUACGUCUCGAGUGGUCCUGGAUCGAGUUACAGUUCGUACGAGUCGCAGAGUUAUGGCGCGGGUCCGGAUUGCAAGAAGAAGUUCGUCAAGGUUCGUAGGACUGGUCAGGUCGAAGAGGUCGAGUCCGCUUAG
Messenger RNA from Microbotryum saponariae, 468 nucleotides. Lineage: Eukaryota; Fungi; Basidiomycota; Microbotryomycetes; Microbotryales; Microbotryaceae. The record is from the annotation of a GenBank genome assembly.